GAUAUGUUAAGCGUUUGAAUUUAGUUUAGAUUUAAAAACAUGGGACAAAUAAAUAUUAAUAAUCCACUGUAAAUCAAUCAAGUUAUGGUCUCCGCUGCUGUAUUCAAGUCCAACACAGACAGUAAGAGAAGAGUCACAAGAAACCGAAGCAAAUAAUGUCUCUCUCCUUCUCCUCUUCACUCCUCCCCUCCCCUCUCCCUCACAACAAAAACACCCCUAAACACAAAACCCAUCAACAACUGCAACAAAGCCAAAACCCUCUUCACACUCACAAACUUCUUCUCCGAUGUGCAUUUACCUCUGCUGCUACUGCACUACCUUCUUCAUCUUCUCCUAAAAAGAAGCAUUGGAAACAAGGUGAAUUCCCUGGAAUAACUGACACUUCAGUUCCCAGGAGAACCGCAAUAAAAAACAUCAAGAAGAAAUUAGACCGCAAGAACAAAGCCAAGGCUUGGGUCAAUACUGUAGCUGAAGCUUUAACUGAUUGCGUUCUCAAGAAACAAUGGCUCCAAGCACUUCAGAUGUUUGAGAUGCUAAAGGAACAACCUUUUUAUCAACCAAAGGAAGCUACAUACAUGAAACUCUUGGUACUCUUGGGGAGAUGUGGUCAGCCUCAACGUGCCCACCAAAUUUUCGACGAAAUGAUUGAAGAAGGAAUAGAACCCACAUCUGAAUUUUACACUGCGUUGCUUGCAGCUUAUUGUCGAAACAAUCUUAUCGAGGAGGGUUUCUCAAUUAUUAACCAGAUGAAGACUGUCCCUCGUUGCCAGCCUGAUGUUUACACUUACAGUACUUUACUUAAAGCUUGUGUUGAUGCUUCGAGAUUUGAGUUAAUUGACAUUUUGUAUCAAGAAAUGGAUGAAAGAUUGAUAAGUCCAAACACAGUCACGCAGAAUAUAGUUUUGAGCGGAUUUGGGAAGGUGGGGAUGUAUGAUCAGAUGGAGAGAGUGUUAUCUGGGAUGUUAGAGAGCAAGACAUGUAAACCAGAUGUUUGGACUAUGAAUAUAAUUCUUAGUGUGUUUGGUAAUAAGGGUCAUGUUGAUUUGAUGGAGAGAUGGUAUGAAAAGUUUAGAAAUUUUGGAAUUGAGCCAGAAACUCGCACUUUCAAUAUUUUGAUUGGUGCAUAUGGGAAGAAACGGAUGUAUGAUAACAUGUCAUCAGUGAUGGAAUACAUGCGCAAGCUUCAGUUUCCGUGGACGACUUCUACUUACAAUAAUGUUAUUGAGGCUUUUGCAGAUGUGGGGGAUGCAAAAAACAUGGAGUAUACAUUUGAUCAAAUGCGUGCAGAGGAUAUGAAAGCAGAUACAAAGACAUUCUGUUGCCUUAUUAAUGGAUAUGCCAAUGCGGGUCUAUUCCAUAAGGUCAUUAGCAGUGUCCAGUUGGCUGCAAAGUUUGAGAUACCGGAGAAUACAUCAUUGUAUAAGGCAGUUAUAUCUGCGUGUGCAAAGGCAGAUGAUUUGGUAGAGAUGGAGAGAGUUUUUAAGCAGAUGAAAGAUAAGCAAUGCCUCCCUGAUUCCAGAACCUACUCUAUCAUGGUUGAAGCAUAUAGAAAGGAAGGUAUGAAUGACAAGAUCUACUAUUUGGAGCAGGAGAAACAAAAGAUGAUUGCCAAUGGUGCUUUAAGUGAUUAGAUCAUCUUGUGGAAUCCAUGGUUGAUUGCUGACCAGAACGCUGCUACUUCUCACCUCUCAGCAAUGUGAAAUUUUCUCUGGGGAGUGGCUGAAAUGUUCUGCUCAGGCAUUUCUGUUCCUGAUUCCUGGGACAAUCAAAGCUUUUGUUUACUGGACGGGGGAAUAUCCUUUGUUCCCCCUUGGGCUGCAACAAACUCUUGUAAAUUGCUUCAGCAAUCCUCUAAGCAUAUGUAAGAUGAACAAUACUGUUGUGAUCAAUUUGAUUACUGUUUCUGUGCAAGCUUUAGGACAUCAAUUGGUUGAUUUUAAGUACAACAUUUUGUUUCCUUCA
Messenger RNA from Populus trichocarpa (black cottonwood), 1962 nucleotides. RefSeq names its product pentatricopeptide repeat-containing protein At3g06430, chloroplastic. The transcript is spliced from 2 exons. Lineage: Eukaryota; Viridiplantae; Streptophyta; Magnoliopsida; Malpighiales; Salicaceae. Gene Ontology annotation, molecular function: mRNA binding; protein binding. The coding region runs from base 156 to 1631 and encodes 491 amino acids. The record is from RefSeq and is a predicted model, not a curated record.